This is a messenger RNA of Lichtheimia ornata, 1290 nucleotides long. RefSeq lists its product as uncharacterized. The record is from RefSeq and is a predicted model, not a curated record. The transcript is spliced from 8 exons. The coding region runs from base 1 to 1290 and encodes 429 amino acids. NCBI's taxonomy places the organism in Eukaryota, Fungi, Mucoromycota, Mucoromycetes, Mucorales, Lichtheimiaceae. Gene Ontology annotation, biological process: intracellular signal transduction; regulation of MAPK cascade; protein phosphorylation. Gene Ontology annotation, cellular component: cytoplasm. Gene Ontology annotation, molecular function: ATP binding; protein serine/threonine kinase activity.
AUGCCUCCAACUACUGCACUCAAAAAGGAUACCAUGCGUAAAUCAUGCUCAGAUUCAGCUUCUGCCAAUAAACCGGCUCCUGUAGUCGCUCCAUUGAAGCGACGUUCACUUGGUUCGGUUAAACCACCACCAACAUCAUCACCUAAUACAACAUCACCACCUUCACAAAUGAAAAAGAACGACAAGGGAGCUGCUGUAUGGCGUGCACCAGGUCAUUGUGAAAUUCCAGACAUCCUUGGAAAAGCCUACCUGCUUCAACCACUCACCCAACAAGAUCCACCCAAGGAAGCUAAAAAGAAACCAGAGCCAGCUCCACCCACAAGACCUCCUUGGAUUAAUGCCCGCUGUCAUGCCGACUGGUCUCCACCACCACCAGCACCUAUUGUCAAGCAUGAAGAAUCGACUUUUUCAAAACGCCUCAAGAAAGCGAUUCCCAAGAUUGUAUUGAUCGAUCUCCCCAAGCAUCGUUAUGUUGGAUCCAAAGAGAUUGGUACAGGGGUGAAUGGCUCUGUUGUCCAAGUGGGUGUUCGUGGUUCAGGUGGUGUACGACUUGCAUUAAAGCGCUGCAAGCUUGACAAUGAUCGGGAAUACCGUGCCGCCAUUGUACGUGAACUUAAAAUCAUGGCGAGUGGUCACACAAACCUUAUCAAAUUACGUGAAGCGUCCGUUCACAAGAAUGAGGUUUGGAUUGCCAUGGAUUUGAUGAAAUGUAGCGUGUUUGCAGUCUUGUGUUGCCGUGCAUUGCCUGAAGAAUAUGCGAUCUACAUCAUAAGACAGACCCUAAACGCAUUGUUAUUCCUACACGCCAAAGGCUUUAUUCAUCGCGACAUCAAAUGUGAAAAUCUUUUGAUUGGCAAUAACGGCGAAAUUAAGCUUGCUGAUUUUGGUCUUGCAACAAGCACCCGCCAUAUGAACCGGGAAAGAUUGGGAACUGCCAAGUGGAUGGCUCCUGAAGUGAUUCGAGAACAGGCUUACAGUGAAAAAGUGGAUUUGUGGUCGUUGGGUAUUACAUUGAUUGAAAUGAUGGAUCGCGUCCCUCCACAUUAUGCAACCAAAGAUGACGAAGAAGUCUUUGACAAGAUUCUCCAAGAGCCAAGCCCAACGUUUACAUAUAGCUAUCCUACCAUCUAUUGCACAGGGCUUGUAGCCUGGUUACUUGAAGAGAGUCCAGAAAAUCGUCCCACAGCCAAAGAUGUCAUUGCUGAACUCGAUUUGCAUAUUGAGCAGAAUUUGCUAAAGUCAUCGGAUGCACAAGGACUGGCUUCCUUUGUGCACAAGAUGAUGGCUUAA